Messenger RNA from Vicia villosa (hairy vetch), 933 nucleotides. RefSeq lists its product as uncharacterized. Gene Ontology annotation, molecular function: RNA-DNA hybrid ribonuclease activity; nucleic acid binding. NCBI's taxonomy places the organism in Eukaryota, Viridiplantae, Streptophyta, Magnoliopsida, Fabales, Fabaceae. The coding region runs from base 1 to 933 and encodes 310 amino acids. The record is from RefSeq and is a predicted model, not a curated record. The transcript is spliced from 3 exons.
AUGGGACCUCAAAAACAAGGUGUGUACACUUUAACCGUUAAUGAUCUUUUGUUGCCUAAUGUUAAACAAUGGAAUAUGCGAGUUUUAUGCGAUUUGUUUGACUAUUCAGUUGUCAGAGAUAUCUUACGUGUUCCAUUGGCAGAAGUGGUGCAGGAAGAUUGCUUGGUUUGGAAAGAAGAUGUUAACGCUCCAACCAGAGUAAAACAUCUUAUUUGGAGAAUUUGUAGUGACUGUCUCCCGUCAAAGACGGCAGGACUUCUCGAUAUAUUAUCCCCCCGUCUCCAAACUUUUCAUGAUAUCAAAUCCCUUAUCCUUGACAUUUGUACUAAGGAGGAUAGGAAAACCGCGGGGAGAGUUGCGGUUAUGCUGGAAGGUUUAUGGAAGAAUAGGAACGACUUUGUUUGGCACAAUGAGAAGGAAGACGCAUCGAAGCUUGGUUGGCUGGCCUUCCAUAGGUUGCAAGAGUGGUUUCUAGCACAAAAUCUUCCGGAAACGAAUUCAGAUAUCAGAGAUUUGGUUAUUUGGAACCCUCCCUCUUUUGGAUGCUUAAAAUUUAAUGUUGAUGUCGCCUUUAAUCAACGUGUCGGGACUACGAAUCACGGUUGGUGCAUUCGUAAUGAUCAUGGUGACUUUGUAGCUGCAGGUACUGCUUGGGAUAAUUGCACCUUCUCCGUGUUGGAGGCGGAGGCAUUAGCCAUUAAGGAAGCUAUCCAAUCUGCCACUACACUUCAUAACAUACCGGUGAUUUUCGAAAGUGAUUCCCAACAGGUGGUCAAAGCCCUUAGUUCCAGUUCGAGCGGUAAUUCGGAGUUUUAUUUAAUUAUUAAAUCCAUUAAGUUGUUAUUACUAGAGUUCCCUAACUUUGAGGUUAAGUUUAUAAAGCGUCAAGCGAAUAUGGUUGCUCACACCUUAGAUAAGGCGGUCAAUUCAUGA